This is a messenger RNA of Aspergillus sclerotioniger CBS 115572, 1215 nucleotides long. Its product is annotated as NAD(P)/FAD-dependent oxidoreductase. Gene Ontology annotation, cellular component: late endosome; cytoplasm. Bases 1 to 1215 code for a protein of 404 amino acids. The record is from RefSeq and is a predicted model, not a curated record. Gene Ontology annotation, molecular function: oxidoreductase activity. Gene Ontology annotation, biological process: retrograde transport, endosome to Golgi. NCBI's taxonomy places the organism in Eukaryota, Fungi, Ascomycota, Eurotiomycetes, Eurotiales, Aspergillaceae. The transcript is spliced from 2 exons.
AUGUCGACCUCUGGUGAGCGCCGUGAAAUUGUAAUCAUUGGUGGCGGUAUCAUUGGAUGCUGCUCUGCCUAUUAUUUGACGAGACACCCAUCCUUCGAUCCCUCACGAGAUUCGGUGACUUUGAUAGAAGCCUCCGAGAUCGCAGGAGGAGCAUCGGGCAAGGCAGGAGGACUUUUGGCAUUGUGGGCUUACCCAAGCAACAUUGUACCGCUGAGCUUCCGGCUGCACGCGGACUUGGCUAAAGAACAUAACGGCAAGGAACGAUGGGGUUAUCGAGAAGUCGGCUGCGGGCACGUCAUGGUGAGAGGGCGUACCCUCAGUGAGAAGAAAGACACAAGCGGAAUAUCUCUACAAAAGCGAAGUGCCGAUGCCAUGGGGAAACUAAAAGCUGCCAAAUUUCCUGAAGACCUAGACUGGAUUGAACCUGAGCUGGUGAGAAGCUACAGGAGCAUGGGUGAUCCUGGGGAGACUGCGCAGGUUCAUCCUUAUCUCUUCACCACGUCCAUCGCUAAGCUUGCCGAAGAGAAAGGUGCAAAGAUUAUUUUGGGCUCCGUUACCGACAUUGUUCACACUGGAGAUGCUGUCAACUCCGUGACGUAUACCGAUAAGAAGACGGGUAAAUCGCACAAUGUCUCUGCAACAGACGUGAUUGUUGCUGCCGGCCCCUGGACGAGAUCGAUUCUGCCGCAAGCUCCUAUCGAGGCGACUCGCGCACACAGUGUUGUUAUCCGGCCCGUCAAGCCGGUCAGCGCGUACACCCUUUUCACUAAUAUCGAUAUCCCGGCCGACUUUGAUCCGGAAAAGCCUUCCCGGCCUGAUGUGGCAAUGCCAGAGAUCUACGCCCGCCCAGACGACACGGUCUAUGCCUGUGGUGAAGGCGAUGACGUCGUUCCGCUCCCGAAGACUACUGCGGAUGUCGAGGUGGAUCCAAAGCGAUGCCAGGAUAUCAUUAACUACGUCGGUAGCAUCUCCGAUCAACUCGGCAAUGGUGAGAUUUGCGCACAGCAGGCUUGCUACCUGCCUAAUGUGUCUAUCUCUCGCGUAGGUCCAUUGGUUGGCCAUGCUGGAACCAAGGGGUUGUACCUUGCUGCUGGCCACACAUGUUGGGGGAUCCAGAAUGCGCCGGGUACUGGCAAGCUCAUCAGCGAAUUUGUCUUUGAUGGCGAUGCUAAAAGCGCGGAGAUCAGCUCGCUCGAUCCAAGGGACUACCUUUAG